Messenger RNA from Camelina sativa (false flax), 941 nucleotides. NCBI's taxonomy places the organism in Eukaryota, Viridiplantae, Streptophyta, Magnoliopsida, Brassicales, Brassicaceae. The record is from RefSeq and is a predicted model, not a curated record.
AAACAGUUUCCCCCAAACUCAAUUCUCAAUUUGUUAUUUGCUACUAUUAUAUAGAUUAUAUAACAUUAUCAACACUAGAUUAAUGACACCCACGACCCGAAACAAUGACUGUAACCGUAAAUUUCCAUCUCCUCAUCACCGUCACUACACUCUCCAUCUCUUCAAUUUUUACUACCUUCGCCGUUGAUGAAGCUUUCCCUUCAAUUCUCAGUACCUUUGGCGUCGCAACAAAACACUCGGACUAUCUUAAACCAAUCCGUUGUGAAGUUUAUGGCGGAGAAAGGAAAAUAUUCGACAUCAGCCACCGGUACACCCCGGAGAUGCCGGUUUGGGAAUCUUCAAAAGGAUUAGGAAAGUUUCUGAGACUUGCCGUGAGUAUGAAGAAUGGAUCAGAAGCUAAUAUCUCGGAGAUGAAACUAUCUGUUCACUCUGGAACUCAUGUUGAUGCUCCAUGCCAUUUCCAUGAUCAUUAUUAUGAUUCUGGUUUUGAUUCUGAUUCACUUGAUCUUCAAAUCCUUAACGCUCCUGCUUUGUUGGUUGAUGUUCCAAGAGAUAAAAACAUUACUGCUGAAGUAAUGGAAUCACUUAAUAUUCCAAAGGGAGUUCGUCGUGUGCUAUUCAAAACAUUGAAUACUGAUCGGAUAUAAUCCCUGUGGAAUCGCUGAAGCUGGAUGAUGUUGAGAUAGGCAUGUACUCGCUUCAUUGCUUACCGUUGAGGUUGGUUGGGGCGGAAGGAGCACCAACGAGAUGCAUUCUCAUCAAGUGAUUCAGUUCAUAUUCUUCUCUAUAAGAUGUUGUGUAUACGAAAUUAAAAAAUAAAAUAAUAGGCUUCUUUCUUCCAUGAUAUUAUUCGGUAUUAAGUAAAAUCUUCUCCGGUCAUCAUUUGGUACGUUUUGAUAAUUUCCAAAUCAGAAACAUGAGAUAAUAUAAAUGUUUUAAUU